Daphnia pulicaria is the source of this 2732-nucleotide messenger RNA. Its product is annotated as serine/threonine-protein kinase Doa-like. Gene Ontology annotation, cellular component: nucleus. Gene Ontology annotation, biological process: protein phosphorylation. NCBI's taxonomy places the organism in Eukaryota, Metazoa, Arthropoda, Branchiopoda, Diplostraca, Daphniidae. Gene Ontology annotation, molecular function: ATP binding; protein kinase activity. The record is from RefSeq and is a predicted model, not a curated record. The transcript is spliced from 10 exons. Bases 258 to 1652 code for a protein of 464 amino acids.
UGUUCUAGUGAUAGCCGAGUCGCUUGGUCGAUAUCGUUGCAUUCGGACGUGUAGUCUCCCGAAUGAAGACAGACCCCGACUCGUGUCAUUUUCGUCCAUGUUGACGGACAAAGUCCCGCUCUGUUGGACUCGCCAAAUAUCCGUCGAAACAAGUGAAUCUCGACCAUUGCGAUAGAGCCCGUUAUAAUCUUAUCCCAGUGAACCUACUACAUUUCCUGCGUGAACUAAAUCCAACUCACACACACACACACACUAAAAUGGUGACUUCAUCGCUGACUGUACUCACCGUAGCCAUGGGAGUGCUUAACAUUGGUAGUCGGCAUCAAAGACGUCACGACAACCGAGACAGCAGUUUGGGCAGCUCGUUUCGUCGAAAGCAUUCGACUAGGUCGCCAUCGACGGGCGAAGCCGGCGGGACCGGAGCGUCCGGUUCGGAAAGGAGACGGGAGCGGAGGCAGAGGAGAGAGAGGAAACCGCUGGAACAACAGUCGACGACCACGACGACAGCCGUCCAUCGCCGUUCCCCUCAUCACGUCUCACCCAUCCAGAGUUCCCGUGCCCCAUCGGUGGAGGACGACGAAGACGGACAUCUUCUUUACCGAAAUGGCGACAUUCUCCAGAAUCGAUAUCGAGUGCAGGCCACCCUGGGCGAGGGCACCUUUGGUAAAGUGGUCAAAGUCAAAGACGUGACCAAAUCCAGGGACGAGAGCUUCGCCUUAAAGAUUAUCAAGAAUGUCGAGAAAUAUCGUGAGGCGGCCAAACUGGAGAUCAACGUGCUGGAAAAGUUGGAUCGCAAAGAUCCCGAAGGCAAAUUCCUCUGCGUCAAGAUGUUGGACUGGUUCGAUUAUCACGGCCACAUGUGCAUCGCCUUUGAAAUGCUGGGCCUUUCCGUCUUUGAUUUCCUGAAGGACAACAACUACCAGCCGUACUCGUUGGAUCAGGUGCGUCACAUCGGCUACCAGUUGUCGUACGCCGUUCGAUUCCUGCACGACAACAAGUUGACCCACACGGACUUGAAGCCCGAAAACAUUCUCUUUGUCGACUCGGACUUUGACAUCUCCUACAACCCCAAAAAGAAAAGGGAUUACAGGCGAGUGAAAAGGACGGACGUGCGACUGAUUGAUUUCGGCAGCGCCACUUUCGACCACGAACAUCACAGCACCAUCGUCUCGACCCGCCACUACCGCGCACCCGAAGUCAUUCUCGAAUUGGGAUGGGCGCAGCCGUGCGAUGUCUGGUCGGUUGGCUGCAUCCUCUUUGAACUUUACUUGGGCGUGACCCUCUUUCAGACCCACGAUAAUCGUGAACAUUUGGCCAUGAUGGAGCGCAUUCUCGGUCCCAUCCCCUACAGAAUGGGAAGGAAGACCAAGACCAAGUAUUUCUACCACGGCCGGUUGGACUGGGACGAAAAGAGUUCGGCCGGUCGCUACGUCCGUGAAAACUGCAAGCCGCUGAAACGCUAUCAAGUGUCGGAUGAAGAGGACCACGUCCUCCUCUUUGACUUGAUCCAGCGGAUGCUCGAGUACGAGCCGUCGCAGCGGAUCGCCUUGACGGAAGCUCUCAAACAUCCGUUCUUCGACAAGAUCGCGCCUCACCUUCGCCUAGGAGCCGACCGAGUGGACCGUGAACGCAGUCAUUCGCUCUCCAGAUGACUGACGAUGUCAUCCGUGUGAUGUGGAGAAUUUAUUAAAUUGAAAAUUGCGUUGAAUAAUUGCCCCCCUUAUUGAACUUUUCUCUUAUAUCCUACACGCCCCUCCUCCCCCUCCCCUUUAGCCCAUCACUCCGCCUAACUUCUUCUAAAUACCAACUCCGUUUUUUACUAUUUUUCGUUGUCCAAUUUUUGUCUCUCGUUACUCACAGGCAGGCCGGACACAGGGGAUUAGACACUAAAACAAAACAAAAGAGAAUGUCGGAAGAGUCUCCCAAUGUUUCGGUUGGCAAAAAGACAAAAAAGAGACAAACUGAACUGAAAUGUUUAUUCCUUUUUUGGAACCCUGACCGCCCCCAUACAAUUUUGUUUAGGAAAACUUUUGUUUCUGUUGUUUUUUUUUCUUCAACUUUCGCUGAAAUGUUUCGACCACAAGAUGAUACGCGGUGAAACACGAUGGCGAUUGUUUGUUUGUGUGUGUAAAAGCCCUGACAAGCCAAGCGCGACAAUUAAGGACAUCAAAUGAAAUUGGUGAUUGAGAGAGAAAAAAGAUUCAAAUCUGCUCCUCGUUGUCUCCUGCUGAUGCUGUUGCCGUUCGUGUGGGAUUAGGAAAGAACGUGACUUGCUCCUCCUCGUCGAUCCUCUCCUUCUGCCCCUACUCCACACAUCCAUCGUAAAUAAAAAAACUAUUAAAGGAAAUAUUUGAAUUGACAUAAUCUUUCACAAGUCCCAACUCUACAACUACUAGAUGAUUCCCACUUUGCGAAUUUCUUUUUCCUUUCUUGCCAGUCCUUGAUUUAGUCAUGAACUGUAAUAGCUAAUUAUCAAACGCGACUUCCAAUUUUGUUUUUGUUUUUCUCUCUUUGGUUCUGUCACUUCUGUGCCGGACAGCCGUGAUGUUCGCUUGACGAUCGACGUUUUUUCCUUAUUAUUAUUAUUUUUCUUAUUUUUUUUUAUUUUUUUUUCAUUUGUUUGUGUGUGUCACAUCACCUUUACAACUUCCCCCCAUGUGUUUCCUCGUCGACGACUAUGAAUAAUAAUUGAGUAAAAACAAUUGAUGAAUAAAAUACUUGGAAAACUGAAA